GUACAUUUAUACUCAGAAACAGUAAACGUGUUUUCCCCCCGAUUUCUUUAAAGACGUAAGAUUAUUUAAAUACACUUUAUCACGUUCUAUAAAACACUCUGAAUUUAUAACCCCUUCACUUGACAAUGCUGUUUGUACAGGGGAAGCUGUCAGAUCUAAACUAAAUCGCUCCCAGUUUCAGUCGUCACGUGUUCAGCUCCGCUGCUCGGUCAUUUCCGGUCAGCUGUCAGGUUCAGCCGUGGAGUUUCUCUCCUUGUCUAAAAGAAGACCAAAAUCUCGUCUUGUUUGUCUAAAAGAAGACCAAAUAUCCCCUUAUACUGUUGAAGGAAUGACAAACGCGAGUGUAAUUUAAUUAUUUAAUGACAUGAAACUUUGUGACUUCAUGCACGUGCUAUACUUUAUACGAAUGGAAAAUGUGAUCAUUUUGUCUUUAUUGCACAGCUCUGACACACUCACCUUCACAGAAAACCACUCAGAUCAUGUUGGGAUUAUUAUAAUGAUCACACCUAUGACAUUAAACUAAGAAGCUCCUAGCAGCAGUAGGGACAGAAAGUCAGACUUCCUCUGUAUCUGGGAUCGAAACACCUGAAAGGUACAUGAGUGGGGCAUUGUAAACACAACAUCUAUCAAUGUGAAUGAAAUGGUGUGCAUGUGUAUUAGAUGUCCAGUCUAAAUGUUUCUCGAGCAAUAAAUCAUCAUAUUAUUCUGAUUUCUGAAGAUCAUGUGACACUGAAGACUGGAGGAAUGAUGCUGAAAAUACAGCGGAGCAUCACAGAAAUACAUUACACUUUAACACAGAUUCACACAGAAAACAGAUGAUUUAUAUUAUAAUAUUUCACAAUUUUACUGUUUCUAUUGUAUGUAUGAUCAAAUAAAUGCAGUCUUGGUGAGCAGAAGAGGCUUUCAAAAAUAUAAGAAAUCUAGUGUGGAGGUUUUCUGUUUGCAGUUCAUGAAAUGAUGCAACCAAAGGAGGAAUCUGGAGAUAUAACAGAGCCAUGUGGAGUCAGAUCUGAAGGUGUUCACAACAGAGUAUACCUUUACUUCAGAUCUUUGUUUUCUCACACUAAGAUACACACACACACACACACACACACACACUCUCUCUCACACUCUCACACACAUAAGAGAAACAACUGGAAGGGAAUGUAGUUUUUCUAACAGUACCAUACCAUUAUUUCAUAAUAUGAUUCAUGAAGAAGAUGAAGAGGAGGAAGUGCCACUGGUGAAGAGUCCAGCACACAAGCGUCACUAUUGCAGGGAGUGUGGGAAGAGCUUCAGCGUGCGAGCGCGCUUCAGACGACACAUGCACAUACACACCGGAGACAAGCCCUACCGCUGCCCACACUGCCAGUGCUGCUUCACGUCUCAGGAGAACCUGUCCGAGCACACACACACACACUCCCCACGCAGACCCCACCGCUGCUCACACUGCGGCAAGGGCUUCUUCAGACCCGGCCGGCUGGAGAUCCACCGCAGGAUCCACACUGGAGAGAAGCCCCAUCACUGCAGUCAGUGUGAGAAGAGCUUCAGGAGCGGCGAGGAGCUGCAGCGGCACACACUCAUACACACACAGCAGAAGCAGCACCACUGCUGUCAGUGUGAGAGGAGCUUCAGGAGGAGCACACAGCUGCGCAGACACAUGCGCACACACACCGGAGAGAGACCCUACAGCUGUGAGCAGUGUGACAGGAGCUUCUCACGGCCUGAACACCUCAGGACCCAUCAGCUCCGAGCUCACCCGAGCCAGACGCAUGAGCCCGCUUAACACCCAGCUCCAGCCCUGGCUCCGCACCGGACUCCCCAGAACACAGGAGCUCCACUCACAGACCGCCUCCACACACAACUCCUCUCUUUUCUGUUCAUGCUGGUAUAAUUGCAUGAGUGAAGAAAAGAGGUUCAUCUGACUUGGGUUACCUAAUGCUGUAAUAAAUGACUUAAUUGCAAUAUAAAGCUGGAGGAUCAUUUUUAUUUUGAGAAAUUAUGUUUUUUUUCAUUUGUUUGUAUGAAUAAGAAUACUUUAUUAGGAAAUGACAUGUAAUCCAGACGAUUUUAAUCAUCUAUAGAUCUAUAGAAAACUGAUUAAUAACAAUAAUGAAAGAAGUUCACCCUUGUGAAAAAGGAGGAAGGGCUCCAGACUGCGACCAAAUGGUCGCAUUUUGCGACCAAAUUUUGAGUGUGCGCGACUGAAUUUUACAUCCAGUCGCACAUGUGCGACCAGUAGAUUUGCACACGCACGCACUCAAACACACACACACUUGCACACAUACGUGCAAUCAUCUCAUUGAGUGAUGAUUGCACACAUCAUCACUCAAUGAGACACAUACAACGCGUCUCAUUGAGUGAUGCCUGUCUGUGAGGCGGCAAAUGCGUGUAAGAAGAAUAGGGAAUGGCCACUGUAAGUGGCUAAAAUGUGUGGAGGGGGAGGGGCCUAGAGAUAAUUGAGCGCGCGUAAACAUCUGUGGGAAGGAAACCGUGACAAAUAUCAUCACAACCUGAUAUGUGCGUGCGUCUGAGCUAUGAGCAAGCGAACUAUUGAUUCGUUCUUCCGACCUGCGGCUAGUGUACCAGUGCCAGAGUCUAGUGUCACCGUCAGAUGAUGAUUCAGAGUCAGAGGUUGGUGUGGCGAAAAAAGUCCGCACCAGGGCCGGCCCGCUGUAUAGGCAAAUGCUAAGGGCGCCACUCAUCCAUAUGGGCACCAGAAUGAGUGAACGAGUGAAUAUUUUUUUUUUUUUUGCAUAUUUUUUUUUAUAAUAGGCUACUAUUUAAAAACCAUUAAUUCGAAACACUUCCAAAUAAAGCAAAAAAAAAAAAAAAAAAGUCCGGCUCUUCGAUCUUCCCCCGCCCAUCGAGUGCUUGAAGUGCGUCAGAAACAGAGCGCGCGCACGAUCAGUUGUUGGUAAUCUGUUGUGUAGCGUGCCCGACGCCGCAUCCAAUGUAGACAGCACUGUUUUUGUUAACACACAGCUCGUAGAAACGGGCCUGGCAGCUCACGGCAGUUCUAGACACGGUGAAAGUUUCCUGAUUGUGACGGAAGGCCGAAUUUACAUGACACAUUAUAAAUGAGCACAGUCUGCGAUAGAUACAGUGCCAAAAAGAGGAGAACAGGAUAAAGACAGAGGUAAAGAGAUGUAGUGAAAGAACAAUUUAUUGCAUAGGAGUAAGAUACUAUAAUUUCAUGGCAGUUAUUUUUACCUUAAACUUAAUGUUAGCAGUUGUUCUGAGUCCCCAGACUGUGAUUUUGUACAAUCAUGUCAGUUUUAAGACGCAUUUUUUAUUAUCACUUUUUUAUUAAUGUUUUACUCUACAGUUGUGCAGUUUUGGGGGGAUACAGUACAGGCCAAAAGUUUGGAAACAUUACUAUUUUUAAUGUUUUUGAAAGAAGUUUCUUCUGCUCAUCAAGCCUGCCUUUAUUUGAUCAAAAAUACAGAAAAAAUGUAAUAUUGUGAUAUAUUAUUACAAUUUAAAAUAAUUUGUUUUCAAUUUAUUAUACUUUAAAUUAUCAUUUAUUUCUGUGAUGCAAAGCUGAAUUUUCAGCAUCAUUACUCCAUUCUUCAGUGUCACAUGUGACAUCCAGUCUAUCACAUGAUCCUUUAGAAAUCAUUCUAAUAUGAUGAUUUAUUAUGAGUGUUGGAAACAGUUCUGCUGUAAUGUGCGUGUGUGUGUGUGUGUAUGUGUGUAUAUAUAUAUAUAUAUAUAUAUAUAUAUAUAUAUAUAUAUAUGCUAAAGCAUGAACACAAUGACAGGGUGAAAUGGGCUGUGAUGCAUGGGGCGCCAGGUAAAAUCUUGCCUAGGGCAGCAAAUUGGUCAGGGCCGGCCCUGGUCCACACUCACCAUUUUCGAGAAGACUGGCUGUAAGAAUUCAGAUGGCUGAGGUACUAUAAGCAUUAGAACUACCUUUCACCAAAUACAAAAGCCAGCUCGACCUUCAAAGGAAGAACGGCUUAAAACUUAACGAAACAUACAACAACGAUACAGCAUGCACACAAACUUUUUUACUAUGCACAUUUUUUAUUCUGAGUGUAUGGAAUUUUGUUUACUAUUUGUACUGUCAUGACAGCGAUGGUGCUGUCAGUUUACCUUGUUGUUGCAUCUUCAAAAGUGCAGAAUAAAAUGUGACACUGAAUUUGAAACAGCACAUUGUAAUUUCUGCAUCUAUUAAAGUAUUUUUUAGCAAUACAGUGGAAAUUAGUAGAUUUGGUUAGCAUGUUGAUUUAUGGUGUGCGCCCCUAAAUUUUCUGGUUGUGCCCCUAAAAUUUUCAGUUGGGGGCCACUGUGCUCCUAGUGAAAAAAGUUAGUCUGGAGCCCUGCGGAACCUUAGCAUACUUUUAAUGAGCUCUUAUUACAAUAUAUGUAUGUAUGUACGUAUAAUUUUAUUUGUAUAAAUCACUUUUAUAUAAUAAAUAAAUUAUUUGCGUUAUAAAAACAA
Messenger RNA from Carassius gibelio (silver crucian carp), 4426 nucleotides. Its product is annotated as C2H2-type zinc finger protein. Bases 1184 to 1765 code for a protein of 193 amino acids. The transcript is spliced from 3 exons. Gene Ontology annotation, biological process: regulation of DNA-templated transcription. The record is from RefSeq and is a predicted model, not a curated record. Gene Ontology annotation, molecular function: RNA polymerase II cis-regulatory region sequence-specific DNA binding; DNA-binding transcription factor activity, RNA polymerase II-specific. Lineage: Eukaryota; Metazoa; Chordata; Actinopteri; Cypriniformes; Cyprinidae.